Messenger RNA from Aureobasidium musti, 1164 nucleotides. Lineage: Eukaryota; Fungi; Ascomycota; Dothideomycetes; Dothideales; Saccotheciaceae. The record is from the annotation of a GenBank genome assembly.
AUGCACCCACUCAACACCCUUACGCUGUUUUCUCGCAACCCACCCAUCACCAAGUGCAGUAACGACCACCGCCAUAGUCGUCCAACCCAGUGUCCUGAUAUUGCCGUAUCGCCAAACAGCAACCGUAGAUAUUCCCAUGGAAAGUUCGCGGAAGCCGUACAGUGGGACGAGUACAUCGAUCAGUCUUUGAGAUUCAGGUGUCGAGGGAGUAGUGAGGCCGAAAGCUCCGAUCACGCUGCGUGGGCUGAUGAUUGCGGCAAAACCGCCUGCGAUGAGGAGGUGGCCGAGGACGCCGGCGGAGUUGACGAGUCCGACCCACGCAUCUCCUACUCUCUAUACAUCCCACCUGAGCCAUACAAAUCGCUUGCUGCGAAUGCAGGUGAUGGCAACACGAAGAAGCUACCACUACUGGUAAACAUCCAUGGAACGAGACGAAAUCUCUCUGCCAUCUACGGAGAUUUGAAGACUUUCGCCGACUCAACGCCUUGUGCAGUCUUACAACCCCUGUUCCCAGCUGGUCUGGAAGGACCUAAUGACUUGGACUCAUACAAGAAGCUCAGGUCUAAGAGUGUGUGUUCUGACCUCGCUUUGCUGUCGAUUCUUGAUGAGGUUGCCAUGCGCUGGCCACAGAUCGAGACGAACAAAAUCUUCCUCAUGGGCUUCUCUGGUGGUGGACAACUCGCACAGCGCUUUCUGUACAUCUACCCAGACCGGCUCUCUGCUGUCAGUAUAGGAGCUCCCGGAAAGGUCACUCUUCUUGAUGACCAACAGGAGUGGCCCAAAGGAAUUAAGAAUGUUCAACAUGUGUUUGACCGACAUAUCGACUUGAAUCUGAUCAAAGCUGUAGACAUCCACAUGGUUGUUGGAAGCAAGGAUACAGGAGCUCACGGUGGCGCCGAUUUCAAANAAUGGCAGCAAGUAAUGAAGGCCAAGGUCAAGGAUGCUGCUUCUGAUGAAGAAGCUGCUCUGACCAGCAACAUUGACGCCUCAGAAAUCGGACAAGGAAGACUAGGUACCUUGCAACGUAUCCAGAGAUCAUGGAAAGAUCAAGGUAUUGAGGCUCAUCUUGAUAUCGUAGAUGGUGUAGGUCACUCGGUCGACGGUGUCCGAGGCUGUGUCCUUGACUAUCUCAGACCUCUUAUGCAGAGAUUUGACAAGGUCUAG